AUGGCAAAAGUUCACCCCGGGGCACCAAGAUCCUCCUCUUACUUGACCAGUUCAAAGCAAGAGACCUUCACAAUAUGGAUGAAGUCUCUUGUACUGAAUUGCAAGGGCUGUACCGUCUUCGAUUCGAACGGUCAGAUCGUGUAUCGAGUCGACAAUUACAGCUCCAAAUGUAGAGAUGUUUAUCUCAUGGAUUUCAAGGGUGAAGUCCUCUUCACCAUACUCAGAAAGGAAAAGUUCAAGCUGUUUAGGUUUUGGGAAGGAUAUAAAUCCACAGGCGCAGAUAGGAACCCCAAAAGGCCAGGUUUUCAAGUAAGGAAAGCGCCGUUUAGAUUAAUUUCAAGAGGCUAUUCAUCAUCACGUGACGUUGUUGUGGUGGGAUUGGACGAGAAUCAAUCUUUUGGUUACAACAUAGAAAGUUGUAGGACUAGGAACUCACCGUGCAAGAUAGUAGACAAGUUUGGAAGGCCAAUCGCAGAGGUAAAGAGAAAGCAAUCAACAUGUGGAGUGCUUUUGGGAGACGACGUUUUAACAAUGGUGGUGGAGCCCUUUAUGGAUCACUGUCUCAUCAUGGGGCUUUUUGUGGUUUAUAGUCUCAUCAACUGUAAAAUGUAG
Molecule: messenger RNA, 612 nt
Organism: Morus notabilis
Lineage: Eukaryota; Viridiplantae; Streptophyta; Magnoliopsida; Rosales; Moraceae
Product: protein LURP-one-related 11
Exons: 3
Coding region: 1-612 (203 amino acids)
Source: RefSeq, a predicted model, not a curated record